Molecule: messenger RNA, 1856 nt
Organism: Bursaphelenchus xylophilus (pine wood nematode)
Lineage: Eukaryota; Metazoa; Nematoda; Chromadorea; Rhabditida; Aphelenchoididae
Source: the annotation of a GenBank genome assembly
AUGGGUCGACGCCAUCGUCGAUCCAAGGUGACCCGCGUGGUCAAUCUGGUGAAGCGGAUCAUCGCCUUCUUCUUCUCGCAUGUGGGGUUGUGUGCGCUGGUAAGGGUGGUCAUCUUGUUGUACUUGUCGUAUCAUAAGUUACACGAAACAUUUCGAUGAUCUCUCAGAGUCAUAUUGACUACCGAAUAUUCAGGUUGUGGGCUAUGCGUUGUUGGGUGCAGUCGUCUUCAGAGCCGUCGAAUUACCACACGAAACCGAGGUCCAAAGGGAUGUGUUCUUGGCCAGACAAAAAGCUGUGGAUGUGGCUUGGAACGCCACUUUCCGCGUAAACAAAUUGGACCGAAUACAGUGGGAAAAGAUUGUUUAUACGGAGGUAAUUCUUAUCAAGAUACCAUUAACCAUUCUUUGACUAUCUGAAACCAAUGUUUCUCGACUUAAAAUCGACCAAAACUGGGAUAAAUCAUCAUUUUUCAGAUCAAAAAGUUCCAGAAAAAGUGCAUGAAGGCAAUUCGACAGGGAUACGACGGGAAAGAGCACGGGGUUUCGGCUCAAUGGACUUUCACAGGGGCCUUUCUUUAUUCACUUACUGUAAUUACAACCAUUGGGUACGGCAACACGGCGGCCAAGACGUACAUCGGCAAGACGCUGACCAUUUUAUUCGCCAUUAUCGGAAUACCUCUUAUGCUUCUUUUCUUGACCAACAUUGGCGAUGUAAUGGCCAAGAUUUUCAGGUAAUUUAACGACAGCUUAACAGAGUAUUGUAGCUGUUAUUUAUAUCUUAUUUUUCUUUUUUUGUAGGUUUUUGUACGCUAGAUCCAUUCGACUGAAAUACAAGCUGAUUUUAUGGCAUAAGAAACGACGGGCUGCGAAAAUACGAAGAGCAAAUUCGUUGGUGGCCAAGUUGGCCAAGUCUUCGUCAAGUCGGCAUUGUAAGAAGACUUCUUUUUAGUCAUCAAAAAAUAUAUUUUUAAACAAAAAUCAUAAUUUUUUUGUAGAUCUCGACCUGAACUCGUUCCGUGGCUUCAAUCGUGACGAUUGCUCGUUAGAAUCGCUCGGUUUGAGUGUGAAUAACACCAGCGACGUGCACGAACUCCUCGCUGCCAAGGCGCAUCUGGAUCAGCUGGAAGUGAAGGAGAGCGUCGAGGCUCAACUCCAACGCAUAUCGGUCCCGCUUUCACUGGUUCUGUUCACCAUGCUCGCCUAUUUGGUGGCGGGCUCGGUUUUAUUUUGUCUGUGGGAGGAAUGGACCUUCUUGGACUCGUUCUACUUUUGCUAUAUCUCGCUCACAACCAUUGGUAAGUGCGUUAGAAGGGAUUGGAUUAGAGAUCUCUGUGGUUUAUUGGCUACGUCAUUCUUUGUUUUGGGGGAAAUGGCAUGCGUAAUAUAAAUUAGAUUAUAUCGGCCGAUUUAAAAAGUUUAUUUAGGUGAUUUUUUGCUGUAAGGGACGUUUAGUAAGUGAAUUCUUACUGUAACAAAAAAUUUUUUUUGAAUUGCUGCAACUUGAAAUUUAAAGGGACAUUUGAAGUUGUAGUAGGGGAGAGUAGGGGAGAUGUAUAUAAAACAUGUUUAAGAGGUCAAAGGUCAUAUAUAAAUGUAUCGUUUUUGCAAUCAAACGAUUCUCUAGACCUUUAUACAUCUUUAUAUUGCACUUUCCAGGCUUUGGCGACAAAUUCCCGGGCGCCUCGGUGGGAAAUGACAAAAAAGCGCAGGAAAAGUUGGUCAUCACCAGUGUUUAUCUCCUAUUCGGCAUGGCCCUUCUGGCCAUGUGCUUCAAUCUGGCUCAAGAGGAAGUGGUGAACAAGGUGGCUUGGCUGGCCAACAAAUUCCGCUCCCGCGAUGAGGACGAAUAUGAUUAA